AUGAGAUUGCUCUCUCUAUGUAGCCUCUUUGCCCUCGCGCAAUGUGCCAUUGUGGGCAUUGACCUCGGCCACCAAUUCACAAAAGCAAUAAUGGUCGCGCCGGGCAUAGCAUUCGACGUGAUCUUCACAGACGAAGGGAAAAGAAAGGACGCAUCCACACUCUACAUCAAGCCCUCGGUGGAGGGUCUGGACUUGAAGGAUGCGGAGAGAUUGUAUGGAGCUCAGAUCGGGUCUCUUUGCACCCGUUUUCCAGCCUCCUGUGCUUCGAACUUGAAGGCUUUGUUGGGCAAAGACGUCUCUGACGAUGCAGUUAGACACUAUAUAAAACAUCAUCCGGGCGUCCAAGUGGUAGGCGACGCCGAUAGAAAUAAUUCCGUCAUGCUCCAGUUGGGUACGGCGCCCCAGAGCUACUCGUUCUCUGUGGAGGAGCUCAUGGGUAUGUCCUUGAACAACCUCAAGCUGCGUGUGCUCAAAGCGUUGGAUUCGCAUCCGCAGGCUCGGUCUGUGGCUGACGACGUGGCUGUGUCUGUUCCUCCAUACGCAGACCAGGUGACCCGCUUGGCGUAUCUUGAUGCUCUCCAAUUGGGAGAGUAUUCUACUAUUCUAGGACUCGUAGAUGAGGGUGUCGCUGCUGCAUUGGCUUACGUUUCCGGAAGAAAGUUCACGCCUGAAGAAUAUGACGAAAAGAAGUCAUACCAUGUUAUUUACGAUGUUGGCGCUGGCUCCACAACGGCAACUCUUUUCUCCUACACUCCUUACAAGAACAAGACGGUGGGUGUUGAGAUUGAAUCGUUCGGCUUUGAUGCCUCUUUUGGUGGUGAGCUCUUGACUCACAAUGUCUACGAUAUCCUCUACCCGAAGUUCUUGAGUCAAUUUGGCUUGGACGACUCUACUGUCUUGCCUCCCAAAUUGAUUGCCCGUUUGAUCGAGACUUCGGAGAAAGCCAAGACUGUGUUGUCAGCAAACUCUGACACAAGAGUUUCCUUGGAGAGUUUCUACAAUGAUAAAGAUUUCAAGGCUGCUAUCACCAGACAAGAGUUUGAAGAUUACUCCUCAGACGCAGCCGAGCGUGCCAUCAAACCAAUUAUCGAUGCGUUGAACCAAGCUACUUCCGAGAAGGUUUCCAUUUCGAGCAUUGACUCUGUCAUUUUGAACGGUGGCUCCACCAGAACCCCAUUCAUUCAAAAGCAGUUGGUAGCCUUGCUCGGUGGCGACGAAAAGAUCUCUAAAGUUGUCAACACAGACGAAGCAUGUGCUCUAGGCACUACCAUCAGGGCUUAUCAAUUAAAGAUGACCUCUGGCACUCCUGAUAUUAUUUUGAAGGACAGAAUCUUCAGUAAUUUCGAGAUUUCCAUUAACAACUCAGAUCAACUUCAAUUGGUUUUCGCCAAGGGAUCUGAAUCAGGAAACAAAACCGAAAUUGUCCUUGGUGGGUUGAACGAUGAAAUAAACGUCUCCCUCUAUGAGAAUAGCGCCCUUUUCCAGACUUACAGUCUCCCAAAUGUUACGAAGAAGGCGGACUCUCUCAAAUGCUCGUCCAAAGAUAUCUCUGUUGUUGGUGUAUUUGAAAUUGAUCAGAACAAAAUCUUCUCUCUCAGUGAAGUGACUCUUAGAUGCCCCAAAAAGAAGGACUCUUCAGCCCUGUCUUCGACAACAAACUCCGAGAAGUCAAACAGCACUAAGGUCGAUGAUCUGAAAGAGCUGCCAGUGCACGAUGAUAGUUUUUUGAACUUCACUAAGCCAAAGCCAAGAACCCAGGUAAAUGUACCAGUUUCUGAUUCCCACUAUGCAAACUUGCGUCCUUUGAAUUCCACCGAAAAGAAAGCUAUAUCCGUGAGCUUGCGUAAACUCAGGGCUAAGGAUGAGGAGAAAAUAGCUCUUCAGGAAAGAAAAAAUGAAUUAGAAAGCUUGUGUUACGGCUUGCGCUCCUUUGUUGAGGACAACUAUGACGACUUGAUGGCUGAGACCGGCGAGGAUGAUCUCGAAACCGCUAAGUCCUUGGUUUCUGAAAUUAUUGAGUGGUUGGAGUAUGAAUCUGAUGAAGCAACUUUUGAAGAUAUCGAGUUCAAGAAGGUUAUCCUUGUCGGCAAAAAAGAAGCUUUGAGUCGGGUUCACAAAAUGGUAGAGGCUAAUUUGAGCUUGCCAGAAUUGAAGAAGAUGUACGACGAAGGUCAAUCUGUCUCCUCUCAGGUAGAGAAGUAUUUGCAGGAAUACAACACGCAAUUGGCUGACAUCAAGAAGCAAUAUCAUGAUGGAGGAUUUGACUACCAGGCCGAGGAUGACAAGGUCUUGACCAAGAUCUAUGGUCUGAAAUCCAAGAAGGCCAUGGCUUUGGGUGGUCAUUUCGAUGACUUCCAGAAGGCCUUGGAGACGCUUCGCAAGAUAGUAAACCUUUCCUCCAAAAAGUUCCAAGCCUUAGCAAAAGAAGAAUUGUUCGAGGCCAGUGAGGGUGUUACUUCUUUGAUCUACAAGAUGAUGGAUGAUGUAGUAUCUUUACAGAAGAAGCACGAAGAACGUCUUGAGUAUUUGAUGACAAAGCUCGAUAAACUCAAAAAGAGACAAGCCCAGAAGGAGUUUAGAUUAAAGAAAAAAGAAGAAGCUGCUUCCAAGGCUGCUAACAGCACUGCUGGAGAGUCUCAAAACGGUACUCCCCUCGAGUUGAAAGACCAAAAAUUAAAUGGCACUACUCCCGAUUCUGCCGACGAACAGAGCUCCGCUGAGCCCGAGAGCACCCCUAAAGCUACCGAUGUUGAUCAUGAUGAGCUUUGA
Molecule: messenger RNA, 2769 nt
Organism: Australozyma saopauloensis
Lineage: Eukaryota; Fungi; Ascomycota; Pichiomycetes; Serinales; Metschnikowiaceae
Gene: LHS1
Product: Hsp70 family chaperone
Exons: 1
Coding region: 1-2769 (922 amino acids)
Biological process (GO): endoplasmic reticulum unfolded protein response
Cellular component (GO): endoplasmic reticulum chaperone complex
Molecular function (GO): ATP binding; ATP-dependent protein folding chaperone
Source: RefSeq, a predicted model, not a curated record